Messenger RNA from Rotaria sp. Silwood1, 1014 nucleotides. NCBI's taxonomy places the organism in Eukaryota, Metazoa, Rotifera, Eurotatoria, Philodinida, Philodinidae. The record is from the annotation of a GenBank genome assembly.
AUGGUUCGCUACAAAUGGUGGUACAAACAUGGAUUUCUUGCAUCGACAGGAUAUUGUUUUGAUAUUGGAAAAUCUACUCGCCAGGCUCUUGAAAAAUUCUCUCGACGUCAGCAAAUACUAAAGACAACUUUCCACUUACGAACCGAAAUUGAAGUUGAUCGUUUAUCAUUUCAACAAGUCAAACAUAUACCCAAGUUCGAUGUAAAUUGUAGUCAACCAAAUGUUGCCGGAAAUGGGGCUCUGAUGCGUCUAGCACCAGUACCACUCUACUUCUUUCGGAAUCCUGAACUGGCCGUCGAACUCUCUGGUCAAAGUGCUUGUCUAACUCAUGGAAGUCAGAAAGCAAUUGAUGCUUGCCGGUAUUACGGAGCUCUGAUCGUAGCAGCCCUUCGUGGUGAAAGAAAAGAACAAUUACUUAAUAACAAAUUUUAUAGUAGUCAUAGAGCGUGGUUCGGCCCAAGAGGUCUCUGUAAAGACGUGCGUCGUGUAGCGUUUGGAUCAUAUAAAAAGCCAGGAGGUUAUGAAAUGGGUAUUCGAAGUCGCGGUUACGUUAUCGAUGCACUCGAAGCAGCUUUAUGGGCUUUUUGGAGUGAUCAAAACUCGUUUCAAAAUGGUGUUCUUGCUGCAGUCAAUCUUGGAGAUGAUACUGAUACUACAGCUGCUAUUUAUGGCCAAUUAGCAGGUGCUUACUAUGGCAGAGCAAAUAUCUUACCAGACUGGUUAGAACAACUCUAUGCGAGUGAUUUUAUCACUUGUAUUAGUGAUUGGCUAUACUAUUUAGGACAGAAAAAUAGUUUAGCAGUUAAGAUUCACAAUGACAUGUUCUAUCGUGCAUCAAAAAAGUUGCAACAAAAAUAUUUACUUGGUACUAUUAGUAUUUAUGAUGGGAUGUCCGAUCAAGUAGUUCCUCGUCGCAUUAAUGAAACUAGGAACGCUGACCGUCGUUUACAUAUUCGUCGAUCACGACAUCCAACGUGGAUAUCCAACGGAGGACUCGUAUGGCCUCAAUAUUGA